AUGGGGAUUUUAUUCAUCAACAUCCAAAUCCUUUACACCCCACAGCCUCGUCAUGGCCCUUUGAACUAUGGGGAAUGGGAUGUAGACAAUCCUAUUGAACUAUCAUCGUCUUUGGGACAUCGGUUCAUAUUGGCUGCAAUAGAUUACUUCUCCAGAUGGGCAGAAGCAAUCCUGCUAAGAGAAGUCAAGACUGAGAAUAUUCUCAGAUUCUUCAAGGAAAACAUUUUAUACAGAUUUGGGACUCUAAGAAGAAUUAUUUCAGAUAAUGGCACCCCUUUCAGAAGCUUCAAGGUCGGGAGAUGCUAUGGGUUGGCAAAAGCAUUCAACAAAACCCUCUCAAAGUUGUUGAAGAAAGCAGUGUCAAGAUCAAAAAGGAUUGGCAUGAAAGACUCCCGGAGAUGCUAUGGGCAUAUCACACUACCUAUAGGACUCUGA
This is a messenger RNA of Dioscorea cayenensis subsp. rotundata (Guinea yam), 435 nucleotides long. RefSeq lists its product as uncharacterized. The coding region runs from base 1 to 435 and encodes 144 amino acids. Gene Ontology annotation, molecular function: nucleic acid binding. Gene Ontology annotation, biological process: DNA integration. The transcript has a single exon. NCBI's taxonomy places the organism in Eukaryota, Viridiplantae, Streptophyta, Magnoliopsida, Dioscoreales, Dioscoreaceae. The record is from RefSeq and is a predicted model, not a curated record.